AUGGCAGGCCUUGGUGAAGCGACGAUUUGCCUGAUUGUGAUAGAGGUAUGCCAAGUAAUUGUUAAUGUUUUCUGGGAAGAGGAAGUGCUGAGUCUUUUUCCAACCAACAGUGAGGAGGUAAGAAAGGCAAUGGAAUUAAUGGAUGAGGAGUGGCAAUUUCCUUGUGCAUAUGGGGCCAUUGAUGGCUGUCAUAUCUCAAUACGCUGUCCACCUGGAGGUGCUGAGGCAGCAAAAGAAUUCCACAAUUUCAAAAAUUUUUAUUCUAUUGUUUUGAUGGCCAUUGUAGAUGCAAAAUACCGAAUAACUUGGGCUAGCUGUGGGUAUCCUGGUAAUUCACAUGACUCGCUUGUUUUUCAGUCAACAGAUGUUUACAAAGAACUUCUUUCAGAUAAAUUCCAAAAUGUGGCACACAGAGAAGGGGAUGUAUACAUCCCUCCUAUUCCUCUUGGAGAUGGUGCAUUUCCUUUCCAUAUUUGGUUAAUGAAACCUUAUUCUCAGGCUGUUCUCACACCUCAGCAGAAAUAUUUUAAUUACCGUCUCAGCAGAGCUCGAAGAUGA
Rhopilema esculentum is the source of this 558-nucleotide messenger RNA. The record is from RefSeq and is a predicted model, not a curated record. NCBI's taxonomy places the organism in Eukaryota, Metazoa, Cnidaria, Scyphozoa, Rhizostomeae, Rhizostomatidae.